Molecule: messenger RNA, 1584 nt
Organism: Symbiodinium sp. CCMP2592
Lineage: Eukaryota; Dinophyceae; Suessiales; Symbiodiniaceae
Source: the annotation of a GenBank genome assembly
AUGGCGAGUGCAACAGUUCGGAGCUGCAAAGAACCCAGCCCAGACCUGGCGAGUUUGCAGAUGCUGGGAGGACAAGGCACUAGUGCGCAGAGCUGCCACAGAGACUUGAUGAAGAUGCUGAAUGUGUGCAGAGCGCCAGAAAGUACCUUGAUCAGCACCCCGGUGUCCUUGAGAGACAAGAAAUCUGGUGGUGCCGUGGUGGAGUCGAAGCAGGUGCCUUUGCUUCUUCCCCACGAGUGGUUCGAUGUGCUGGAGAAGAACGAUGUGCUGGAGAUGUUCACUGCAAUUUGGCGAGCAACAAAGAAUGAGAUCCGAGAAUUUUGGCAAUGCCAAAACUUUCGAGAAAAUGAACAGCUGUGGAGAAGCAGACAGUUCUGGAGAGACGUGAAUGUGAUGGAAUCGCUACCGGUUCCGUUGAUCCUCCCCGGCGAUCACGCCUCUUUCAGCGAGACAGAUUCGCUCUUGAUAAUAAGCGUGCGAUGCAUGAUAACCAAGAGGUCGAUUAAGACCUCGGAAUUGCUGAUCGGCUGUUUGCCGAAAUCAGCAAAUGCUGGAUCGUGGCCAGCUUUGUGGGACAAGAUCUGUGAAAGUUUGACACUGUUGGCCUCGCGACACAAAGCUGUGGUCAUGGCUUUGGUAGGAGACUUGGAGUUCUUCUCGCAGGAAUUCGGAUGGCCUACUGCGAACAGCAAUAAUUUGUGUCCUUACUGCAAGUGUGACAACCUUUUCAAAGAUGCAGAUGCUGUCGCCCCGUUCAAUGACUUCAGAGCAAGUGCUGAGUGGAGAAAGCAACCCAGAGAACCAAGAGAAAAUGAUCACCCUUUGUUUAAAGUUCCAGGGAUCAAUUUUUGGUCCCCGAAACUUGAUGUGUUGCACAUGCUAGACCUUGGAGUCAGUUCGCAUUUGUAUGGAAACUUGAUCAACGACAUCUUGGAGGACCACCUACCUGGGAACUUCGCUGCAUCCAUUGGAGCUUUGAACUCAAGAAUCCAGGAGCUGUACGAGAGUCAGUCGACCCCAGCUGCUGCCAGAAUCCCGAAGUUGAGCAAAGGGAACAUUCAAAGUCAGACUGGGUACCCGUGCUUGAGCCAUGUGAAAGGGCGACGAAUACGAGAGUUCUCGAGUGUGGCUGUGGGGUUGGCAGACUUGUACAAGGAUACAGUGGCAGGAAAGCAUCGUCUUGAAGCAGUGAAGGCCAUGGACGAGAUUUACGAGCUGUGUGACUGCCAGAAGUAUCGCUUCGACAGAAAGGAGCACAGAAGCAUGGAGAAGGCGAUUGACAGAUUGCUCCUGCACUACACUUUCUUGAGCAGAGAUGCUUUCAACAGAGGAAAGAAGAGGUACAGUGUCACCCAGAAGUUCCACUUGAUGGCACAUUUUCAUGUUCAGUGUAAAUGGAUGGCACCCAGACUUGCUUGGACCUAUGGCCCUGAGAGUUUCAUGUCGGUGUGCAAGAAAAUCGCUGCUUCAUGUGAUAGAGGAAUGCCGAGCUACCAGAUUCCACUGAAGAUUUGUGGAAAAUUCGCCUUAGCUUACGAGCUCCUGCUGCGAGGAUGGCUGAAUCUCGAUGAAGAUGAGGAGUGA